Molecule: messenger RNA, 2969 nt
Organism: Cyclopterus lumpus (lumpfish)
Lineage: Eukaryota; Metazoa; Chordata; Actinopteri; Perciformes; Cyclopteridae
Gene: ublcp1
Product: ubiquitin-like domain containing CTD phosphatase 1
Exons: 11
Coding region: 322-1278 (318 amino acids)
Biological process (GO): protein dephosphorylation
Cellular component (GO): nucleus
Molecular function (GO): protein serine/threonine phosphatase activity; protein binding
Source: RefSeq, a predicted model, not a curated record
CUAUUAUAACACUGUCACUAUGGUAACAAAGGUUUUUCUUCCCUCCUACGUCACUACCGGCAUUAUUUGGGACGCCAGGAAGAGCAGAGUGUGCGCUGCUCGAUGAAUGAAACGGAACGGCCAACUUCACGGAUUCAUUCAACUUUCAGAUGCUAGUUGACAGUGUUUGACACGCAUUACGUGCUAGCUCGCUCUGCCAGGUGGACGUGUGCAUGUGUUUUACUGUAGCUGGACAUAUUUUUGCUUAAAAGUGUGUGCACUCGUCUGUGCGCGUGCAUACCUAACUCCAGCUGCAGCCGAGUGUGUUUGUGUGUGUGAGCCAUGUCAGUGUCAGUGAUCAUCAAGUGGGGAGGUCAGGAGUACUCCAUCAGUUCCCUGUCCGAGGAGGACACAGUGAUGGACCUGAAGCAGUCCAUUAAGACCUUGACUGGCGUGCUGCCAGAGAGACAGAAACUACUGGGACUCAAGGUUAAAGGUAAACCUGCAGAGGAUGAGGUGAAGCUGGGCUCUUUGAAGCUGAAGCCCAACACUAAGAUCAUGAUGAUGGGUACCAGAGAGGAGAGCCUGGAAGAGGUUUUAGCCCCUCCCCCAGAGAACGAUGAUGUGGUCAAUGAUUUUGACAUUGAGGAGGAGGUCAUUGAAGUGGAGAACAGAGAGGAGAAUCUGGCAAAGAUCGCCCGCAGAGUGAAAGACUAUAAGGUCGAGGAGAUGAAUCCUCCCAGAGAAGGCAAAGGGCUUCUGGUACUGGAUGUGGACUACACACUGUUCGAUCAUAAGUCGUGUGCGGAAACGGGUCAGGAGCUGAUGAGACCAUACCUUCACGAGUUUCUGACAUCAGCCUACGAGGACUAUGACAUUGUCAUCUGGUCUGCUACAAGUAUGAAGUGGAUUGAUGCCAAAAUGAAAGAGCUGGGGGUGACGGACAACCCUAACUACAAAAUUACGUUUAUGUUGGACAGUGCAGCAAUGAUUACGGUACAUACCCCGAAGAGAGGAGUUGUGGAGGUGAAGCCCCUGGGAGUGAUAUGGGGGAAGUACGAAGAACUUUACAACAGGAGGAACACCAUUAUGUUUGACGACAUAGGACGAAACUUCCUCAUGAACCCACAGAACGGACUAAAGAUCCGACCCUUCAUGAAGGCCCAUCUUAACAGAGAGAAGGACAGGGAACUCUAUAAACUGGCACAGUACCUCAAAGAAAUCGCCAAGCUUGAUGACUUCAGUGGACUCAACCACAAACACUGGGAGAGGUACCUAUCUAAGAGGCAGCAUCACUGAGGAGGGACUGCAUCCUCGGCAAAGACUCGGGCUGGACGUUACUAUCCCAUCAUCCAGUUCUCACACACACAAACUUGGCUAUUACAAGCCACUUAUUACAAACCUUAAAACAAAUCCUACACUGAAGCUGCAGACGCCAACUCUCAAAAGCUCAGGACUGAGAUGGGCUUCCCAAUUUAUAUCGUAGCAUGUUCUCUCACACAUUUAUUUGCAUUCAUUACAAUAGUAACAGCAGUUACCACCCGUUUGUGUGGUAAUCAUUAGGGAUGCACCGAUACCGAUAUCGGGCUGAUACUGACUCAAAUAGUUGGAUUGGGCCAAUCUAUUAGGUUCAGCUCUGUAUUUAUAUACUCUAUAUAUUACAUACUGGUUAUUCCUGUUUAAGUUUUGACCAAUGUGUUGCUGCAUUUAAAAGGUUUACACUUGAAUUACAAUUCCUGUUAUGUUUGAAGAUUUUUUUACUGAGUUCUGGUGUACAAUUUAUUAUUUUGAUAAUAAAUAACAAGUCAUUAAAUGUACAUCUAUGUAUUCAAUGUUUAAGUUAAGCCUAAUGUUGCCUUACACAUAACAUAAUGAGCCUGGUUUCUUCCACACAGUGGGGCUCACAGUUUAAUAAUUAAACAGUGGUAUUGGAACAGUACUCGGUAUCAGCCGAUGGCCAACAUCCAGGUGUCGGUAUUAGGACUAAAGAAUUCGGAUCGUUGCAUCCCUAGUAAUCGUGAACUAGCCCUAGGUUUGAGGCUACAUGCCACGACCCACACACUUCUACAAACCUUCGUCAGUCGGGUGUCGAAUAUGCAUCUCGUUAAAUGGCACCUGAAAAUAUUUGAGAUCUCUUAAUCCCGGGUUUGUAGCACUCUCACCUCCAUAGAAAGUGUGAAGUUGCUUGUCUUUCACUAAAAAGUAGGCCUACUUUGCUUUGACUAUCAAGCCCCUCUGCUAUACCAUGCAAGUAAAAACGGAUACAAAUAUCAUGGUUACGGUCAAUACAUUUCCCCCACCCCUGUACGACGUUGAGAUGUUGCCUAUUGCAUAUACUGAAGAGAUUGAGAUUAACCAUCAAAAAGCCAGUAUUCUUAAUUGUCUAGAUGUAUGAGAAAGACAUUAAAAAAGAUUUCAUGUCAAAUUGAACAGUGAAGAAUAAGUUGAACUAAUUUAACAUAUAUGAGUUUUACUGGAGUACUUAUUGCUUAAUUGUUAAUUUGGUGCAAAGCGUGUUGAAGAAUUAAAGUAGAAAAUUGGAAAGCUAAAUCUAAGUCCAUGAGCAUCAUACUGAUGAUGGCUGCAACCUGCGCAGUUUGACAUGUAAGAAUAUGCAAUUAUCUUCAAAGCUACUGUGACAUUAACAGCCGAGUUGAGAUGGAGACAGGUUGAAGUGAAAAUUCUUUCACAUCGCACAAAACGUGCAUUAUCUGUUUGGUUUUGGUUUUGGUAGCUGCUUCAUUAUUGAAAUGAGUGUGUGAAAUGAGGGGAUGUGUCGGGAAGACGGGAAGACCUUAUGAGCACCCAAAGCUCUUGGAAACAUCAGGGCUGUGAUUCUUUUGUUCUUCUUCUUUAUUUUGUCGGAUUCACAGCUCUCUUGGACAUUCAACUCCUUUUCAUUUCCUGAGAUCUGCCUUUUUGUGUUUCCCUCAUCACAUCCCUGACAUCCUGGCUGUAAAUAUGACAAUAAACCUUUUUUUGUACCUAAA